This is a messenger RNA of Rhizophagus irregularis DAOM 181602=DAOM 197198, 2337 nucleotides long. RefSeq lists its product as uncharacterized. NCBI's taxonomy places the organism in Eukaryota, Fungi, Glomeromycota, Glomeromycetes, Glomerales, Glomeraceae. The record is from RefSeq and is a predicted model, not a curated record.
AUCUUUUUUCUUUUUUUAAUCCUCUCCUUUGUUUAAAACUAUGGAUUUUGAACUUGUUCCAAGUAGUAAUCCGGAUAUAUGUGACUUCGAAGAGAAGGAAGCGUUGCUAUGGAAGCAGCCGACACAAGAAACCUUAAAUGAAGACCUCGAAGAACAACACAACAAACCAGUUAGCCCCCCUGACGAAAUUUGGAUUGUCCCUCCGCUAUUUAAAUCGAUCGAGUCAUAUUUAGACAAUAUUGAAAAAAAAACAAAUACGUUUAUGAUUCUUAGUAAAAAUGAAGGCAAAAUCGAAAUAUGGGGAGCGCCUGAAGACAUUCAGGAAGCUAUCAUACGACUUAAUAAAUUAAACGAUAAUAAACUCGACUACGUGGAAGAACGCCGAAAAAAUGAAAAACGUGAAUGGGCUAUUAAAACAAAGGAACCUGGUUGGGGAAAACCUGAAAAAGCUCCUACUAGUAAAAAAGAAGAAAAAAAGUUGAAGCGUAGAGAGGAACGAAAACGUGAAGAAGAAAUCUACAAAAAAAAACCAGAGGAAUCACAAAAGUUUCCCUUUAAUGUAUAUAUUGUCUUUCCCUAUACCGAAAUUCAAGCAACGAUAUUUUUCGGGGAUAAAGAAGUGCUCUUGAAUCCAGUGCGUGUUGAGACCAAAUGUCAUAUAUGGUAUGAGAAGCGAGUGGGUGGUAAAGGCAUAAUAAAUAUUGUCGGAAAAACAAAAGAAUCAGUUGAAGAAUCAACAAAGCGAGUAGGGCAUAUGUUUGUAAAAACGUUUAAAGCUAGAUCCGUCCCUAACCAUGGCUGGGUACUUCAUGCCUUAGAUCCACCAAACAAACCGUACCGAAUCAGAAUAACGGACCCACCAGAUUAUUUUUAUUUACCUUACGAAAGAUUAAAUUCAGGCUCACAAAAUUCAGGCUCACAAAAUUCAGGCUCACAAAAUUCUGGUUCACAAAAUUCAGGCUCACAAAAUUCUGGUUCACAAAAUUCAGGCUCACAAAAUUCUGGUUCACAAAAUUCUGGCUCACAAAAUUCUGGCUCACAAAAUUCUGACCCACUAAAGUAUAAGCUUAUCGAGCCCGUUUACGAAGGAAAAAGGAUAUCAACCGUUGGAGGUUCUAAGGAAAUAAACCAAAACUUCAAUAUUGAUAAAUUAAGAGAAAAUUAUGAAAAAACUGUAAUAGCGAUCAAGGAAUCUUUCCUUAAGGGUCUUGAAGCGGUCCACUUAUUUGAUGAAGAAAUAAGAAUGAGAAUUAGGUUUGGUCGUAUAUAUUUAAUAAACUCCAAAAAUUUCUUAAUACCAGUUGAAAAACUCAAUAAUAAUGUCCUGUCAAAAUCCAAAUUUGCUACAUGUCUUGCCACCGAGGAAGAACAACUGAAACGUUUAUUUGAAGUACUUUCCGGGGAUGGGCAGCAAGAAUGGAAUGGUUCGCCAUUUAGAGAAUUUAAAAUUUGCGUAGCGCGUAAAAACUUUGACGAUAAAAAAGACUCUGAUGAUAAGAAAGAAGAAUUGCCACAAUGUAUAUUUGAUAUAAAAUUUGAGAAGGACCUCAUUAAGAGUACUGAUAAUGGUAAAAAUAGUGAGAAAUACGAGGGGAAGAUCAGAUUAUGGAACGCAGUAAUACACCAAAAAAACAUAUUAGACAUCAACAUGAUGAGUAUAGAUAAUUAUUCUUGGAAAUUAAAUCUUCAAACGGCAACUCGCCUACCUAUUAGCUUUAAGUGUCCUCAAGGAAAAUUCGUUAGUAAAUUACGAAUCUGUCAACAAGGCCGUUUGGUUUAUUCAAAUACCGAACAAAUAAGGGUUAUAUCAGUAUGCGAAAAAACAAAACGGAAAUUUUGGUGGAAUGAUAACUACGUUGUAGAAAUUACAAAAUAUGAAUAUUGGAACCUAUCAAGGAAAAUGAAAGUUACUGGGAUUGAGUUCCCUUUAAGUGAUGAAAAACCGCCUAAAGUUUCCUACGGCGUGACUUUAUAUAAGUCGACUUGGGAAGAUUAUUUUGCCCAUAAUAGUAACUUAAAAGUUGGGGAAGCUCCCGAGUGGCAUCCAUAUGAAAUUAUGGAUGAAGAGAUAGAUUUGUGGAGUGACAUAAAAAGAUUUUUAAAAGUACUUCAAAGUAAUCAUCCAGUGCAAGUAAAUAAAAGCUCCUACAAAUCAGAUGAACGACAGUAAUGUAUCAAUUAGCUAAAUAUAUUAGUAUUCAUUAUUUAAAUUCAUCAUUUCAUUAAAUUUAAUUUUACAAGAUAUUACAGUAUGAUAUUAAAGAUAUUUUUACAAUAAAUUUUAUAAGUCAUGAAAAUUAAUCAAUAUUAUUUUGUAUUUUUUAUUGUUGCAGUUUC